Molecule: messenger RNA, 5753 nt
Organism: Schistocerca gregaria
Lineage: Eukaryota; Metazoa; Arthropoda; Insecta; Orthoptera; Acrididae
Product: malectin-A
Exons: 4
Coding region: 243-1058 (271 amino acids)
Cellular component (GO): membrane
Molecular function (GO): carbohydrate binding
Source: RefSeq, a predicted model, not a curated record
GUGGCCAACGCGUGGCGUUCGGCAAAGAUAGAUGUGUGUGUGCGUGUGUGUAUGUGUUGCGUAGAGUAUGGUGUAUUGUCGACAGGUUAGUUGCGUAAUGCCGGUGGACGAAAACGGGUUGUUGCCGGAAAUGUAGACAUACACAUUGUUGAUGCUGAAGUGUUUGUGUGAAGGUGGCUGUUGUUAGAGAUUCCAAUGCAUGUUUUAGUAACAGAAGUCCAUCGGUCCUCAGCUAUUCCGUCAUGCUUCUGCAAUCAGUGAACACAAGUUUUUCCUUUUUUAUAAGCUGCAUAGUGUUCUUAUUCGGUGUUUCGCGAGUUACCGGCGUAGGAGAGGUGAUAUAUGCAAUUAACGCAGGCGGUGAAUCGCACACAGACAGUUUGGGGGUAAGAUAUGAAAGGGAUCCUCUCCACGGAAAGGUGGGAACAGCAUCUGACUAUGGAAAGCAGCUUAUAAUAGGAAGGGUACCGCCUACGGAUCAGCUGUUGUAUCAGACGGAACGUUAUCAUCAUAGCACUUUUGGUUACGAUAUACCCAUUCAUGAAGACGGAGAGUAUGUUAUGAUUCUGAAGUUUUGCGAAGUAUACUUUAAUGCACCAAACAUGAAGGUGUUCGAUGUUGUUCUAAAUGGGGAUCUCACAAUAGUUCCAGACUUAGAUAUUUUUGAUAGAGUUGGAAGAGGAGUUGCUCAUGAUGAAUACAUACCAUUUAGUGUUGUAAAAGGGAAACUUUACUAUAAUGAAGAAGAGUCUGAUAUACGUGGAGGGAAGAUAAGAGUCGAAUUUAUCAAGGGAUAUCGAGACAACCCUAAAAUAAACGCAAUUUGUGUAGUAAAAGGAAAAUUGGAAAAUGUUCCAAAACUGGCACCACUCCCAAAUGAGCCUGACUCGGAUGACUACCAGGAAGAAACAGAGGAACGACGAGCAUCAAAGAAUCGUAGGCCUAGUGGUCCACGCACUCCAGACCCUUACUCAGUAGAUGAGACUUCUGUUAUGCUUCCUGUUUUUGUGGCCAUUGGUGCAUUCAUCCCUCUUCUUUUCUGUCUGUGUAAGCUGUGAUGGCCUGGGCGGGCAGCGAACCGUCGGCAGCGAGAGUGGCGGGAUAGUGACGCGUGGUUGCGCCCGCCACCCUCUGCUAUCGACCGCUGCCCGCUUUGCCAGAGGUCACCGUUGGAUUCUUAAUGCUAUGGUGCACGUCCAGAUGCUACAGAGAGCUCAGCACUUUGUAUUACUUUAUGAAAAGUAUGUAGUGCACCUGCAAAUGUUCAGUAUUGUGAGAGACUGCAUUGUGUAGAGACUAUCACUAAAGUAUAAAAAACUACAGCAGUAUUAUAGAUAUGCACUGCAUGGAUUUGUGUGUGUCUGUACAAGUUUUCAUCGGGAGACUAAUUCUGUGCUGCCUAGCAUUCGUAUCUGUGGAGAAUUAGCAGGCUGGUUCAAAUUGUCACUGCAGUUUGAUAACCUAAAAUUUCCUCAUUGCCAUAUAUCAAUAGAAAGAAGGGAUCCACAUAUUCCAACCAUUGAUUUGGCAAUUCUGGAUGUGUAUUGAUAUAAUGUUAACUGAUAAAUUUACGUAUUAUUGUAUCAACUUGGCCACAACACAAGACUUAUCAAUUGCAUCAUUAUUACAAGAAUUACCACAUGAUGCAUCCAGGCUAUGUCUCAUGAAUACUGUGUGUUUGGUAUGUGGAACAAUCACAAAAAGACAGAUUCUAACCAUAUCUCUGUCAAAAACUGGAACUCAGUAUACUCUGUUAAUUUUUGUUUACAUGUUUACAUUCAGAAUUUAUGUGCAGUCUCUCUCUUUCACUCUUUCUUUCUCUUUUUGUGUGUGUAUAAGAUGGGAUUGUGUGUUCGUUUUGAGGGUUGGGGGAAGUACAGUGAUUUACGCUGUGUUCCAGACUUUUAUUGUAUUUGUAAAAUAAUUCUGAAACAUAAUUUCAGUUUUAUAAAGUUCAAAGUGUCUAUUGACAUCAGAGUAAGUCAGGGAGGACUUUUGAAGAAAAAAAAUGAAAGAACACACAUUUGUAAUUUGACUAUUUUCCAUCUGCUAUCUUUUGCUCCAUGACACAGAGAGAAAUUUCUGUUCCAUUUACCUUUUCUUCUAGGAAAUUGUCCCAUUUAUAUCAAUGCCAGAUAAUCUUAACUUAGCAGAUGAGCAGUCUUUAUAAAUCUUUUACAAGUGAUUAUUUCAAUUCCAAUGAAAUAUUGUAACGAUAUGUAUGUUCCUCAUUGAACUCUGUUUGUGUGUCUGGAUGCCUCUAUUAUGAAUGUAACGGGUAAUCCAGUUAAACUUUUAAGAUUUUGUAUUAUGAAUUACAAAAGUAAUUCAUGGUUAGUGGUGCUAGAAAUUUCAGGAUUGAUUGACAGUUUGUUGGUCUUUUUUCCAUAAUAAAUGUUGAUAGGGUGGAGCCAUUUCCAGCUAAAUGGCUAUACUUUAGUUUAGAUAUGAUAAGAGAACACAGCAUUUCAUGAACAGUUCAUGUCUCAAUGGCAACAGAAUACAAACUCUUCAUAUUGUUAACUGUAAACUGUACUUUUGUGCCACUGAAAACUAUUACUUUGUUAAUUAUAUACAUUUUAGGCAGACACCUCUCCAAGAAUGACAAAUCUUAUGUGCUUAGAACAAGACAGUAACACACCACUAUAUUUUUGCUAUCUCAUUGCACUUUAUCCUCAAAGAGUGUUGCUUUAUCCAAAAGGGAUUAAAUUACAUAAAAGGAAUGGGUGAUGGAACACUUGAUGAUUAAAUUUCAGACUUAAUUUGUAAUCCUCCUUUAUGGGCCGAUGAUAAAUACAUAGAUUCCCAAACCUGCUUCAUAUCAUUCGCCGUUAGCAUAAUAUUCUUUAAUGCUUGUUUUCAUAUAGACAGCGUACUAAAAAUAAGUAUCCAGUGUGUCUGAGAAUUCUUCUCCUCCAUUGUCUCCAUUUCUUUAACUCAUACUGCACACUAGUAUUGCUGUCUUCUUCUUAUGGCCUUAUUUAUUUACGCUCUUUCAUGAUGAGCUAUGUCUAUUGCUAGGGCUUCUGGUGUGUUGUUCAUCUCAUUUUGUCUAUGUUUUUUUGCAAUUACUUCACCAUUUUCCUACACAAAUCAUUUUAUAUUGUUUCAGUUUUAAAUUUGCUUGCCAUGCUGUCUCUGCCAGUAAUUUUCCAUCACCAGCAAAUAAGUUACACUUCAUUUUCUCAUGCAGUUUAGUGGAACACAGCUAUUUCUGGCUGUAUUUCAUGAUACACAAUAAAUUCCCUUUAAUUUGUGUUGGACAUUCGCGAUUACUUCUUUGAUACUUAAUUUCCUACAUACUUAAACUGCUUUGUCCGUGUUGACUAACCUUCUCCUUUUUUUUUUUUUUUAGCCCUAAUUCAAUUAUUGUUGUUAUCUUACCUAACGCACCACAUUUAAUUUUAAGAAUGUUUGCAGUAAUAGAGUUGAUUUGAAACAUUUCACAAAUAGUGUGAAACAUGCACUAGAAAUCUAUAAGGGGCAUUAGUUACCGAUAAAGUUACUAGGUACAUUACCUACCUUUGAGUACAAACUUUCAAAAGUGAACUACACUGUGUGCUAGUUCAUCACUAUGUCAGUGCAGAAACACAAAACAUCUUUGAAAACAUUCAGAUAUUUGCUAUCGUAUUAGCAGGCUGUAUCAUCUGUUGCAGUGUGUGCUUGUGAAAAGACAGGCACCCAGAAUUGUUAUUCAGUUUGGGUUAUUCUGAAAGUAAAUGUACAGGGGCUCUCACGGGACUGUGUCCUGGUUCACUCUGGUACUAUUGGACAAUCAUCAUGCUUAUUCACAUGUUUAUUUAACGUAUACCAAAGCAUACAUGUGCAUUAUUUUUCUGCUUUCUCAUAGACAAAAAGAUGUUAACUGUCUUUAACUCUCACGCCACGUGACCUUAAAGCUGAGGAAUCUAGUAAAAUAACAAAGUGUGGGACAAGUGAAUCCUACUAGUCAUAAUUAAUUGAAAUGAUGACUUCUAACAUUAUUAUUUUGAAAUAAAUAUGCCAAAUAAUAAUUGACUGUAAUUGGUGUAGCCAACUGGGUACAGAAUCGCUUUCAUUCUGCAUCAGUUGAAAGGAUAGAAAAUUAUAUACUUAUGCAGAACAAUGUACGAGUUUAAUUUUACCUCACCCUUUGGUGCCAUGUGAACAUGCUAAUUCAGUUUUUAAAGUUUAAUCAGCGAUGUCAGUAUUUGAAAGAAUCAUGUACUUUCUGUUUAAUGUGUAGAAGUUGUUAAAAUUUUUUGAUAAAUUUCUCCAAUUACUGGCUGAAAAUUUCAAAAGUAUUACAUGGACCGAUCAUGUUAUCGUGGUGUGUAAUGAGCAAGCAAGGCCUGUACAGUAUGGUCUUUAUGAUCACUAUGACUCCUUGUAAUUUAUCAUUUUAUUGAACUUUGUUUGUGGAUGAUACGAACAGUGAACCAAUACGUAUGGUGACUUUUAGUGUCAUUUAACACAUUUUACAUUAUUAUUUGCACUGUUUCAGAAUUAUUGUAAGGUUGAUAUAUUCCACUAAUGUAGUUGAAAAUGGAGGAACACAAUAUUCAUAAGCAUAAGUUAGCUUGCUGAAUAAUUUCAAAUUUAUGUAAAACUGAAAAUUAUUUAAUAUACUGGCCAUGCACUUUUACUUCUGUCUCUUGUAGACUAAUAAUGCAGGUUGCCGCGCUGAAUUAAAAUGAUAUUCCCUAUGUUUGUUAAAAAUGUGGUGGUUGGUGAUGUGAUAAAGAACAUUUUAUGAACAGCUAUAAUGUAUUGCUGCAUCAGCUGUUGUGUGUUGUACAUAUGAUUGUAACAAAUAUUUUUCAUUGAUGAAUGGGAAAUGUUAAAACAUAAUGUUGUCUCAUUUUUAUUAUUGAAGACAGUGUCACUAAAGUUUUUGGGUGGUGUCUGUUCAGAAUGUGCAAAAUUUGUGUGAAGAUGCAUGAAUCAGUUUGGAGAUGAACAGUCACUGUCUCAGUGACUUUUUUGUGGGAAUGUUUCGCCUCUCUAUUUGAAAUAAUGAAUUACAUAAGUUUUCCUCUUGACCCUGCUUAUGUGUGGAACAUAUUUUCAAAGGCCUGACCUGAUUUUUGAUGACCGGUGCAAUGAAGACGCUUAAAUUCAAUGAGCUGUUUUGUUGUUAAUUUUUUUAUAUUACGCUUUUUUUAAUUUGGCAGUUCUGCCAAUGAAACAUAUUUUUCAUGUUAUAUAGUAAUUUUUAUGUGUGUUGUGCAUUUUAUGAAGUUAUUGUUUGCCAUAAACAUCAGUAUUUUGAGGAUUAAUUGUUGUGGGGUUUUGUCAGAUGAAAUAAAUGAAUUGUUGCAUAUUUGAAAGUACCAUUUUCCUUGCAGACUUUGUUUUCCAUGUGCUUCAUUACUUUAUACUACUUAAAAAGUUGAUAAUCAUUCCAUGAAACAUUGCUCACAAAGUAGCUGGAAUAAAAUUUUAUCAAUUUUAAAAUGUAUGUACCAUUUUAAACAAAGCUGUAUUUAUAUAUAAGCAUUGAAAAAGUCAGAUAUGACUUGUUAAACUACUUACAGAGCAGUUCAGUAGAUUCACUUUGUACCAAGAUUGUGCUACCAAGGGAUAUGUGCAGACUUCCAUAUGUUAUCACAUACCUGUAUGUGCUGUACAUUGCCUCAAUCUACAUGAAUACUGGAGUAAUAUGCAUGUGUGUAACUGCAGUGUUAGUACAAAUAUUUAUCUGUUGUUUUGUUUAUAAAAAUUGUUUGCUACUUUAAUAAAAUCAAUAAAAUGGGAGAAGUUCUGUUUUGAAA